Molecule: messenger RNA, 3171 nt
Organism: Anolis sagrei ordinatus
Lineage: Eukaryota; Metazoa; Chordata; Lepidosauria; Squamata; Anolidae
Gene: HSBP1
Product: heat shock factor binding protein 1
Biological process (GO): cellular heat acclimation
Cellular component (GO): cytosol; nucleus
Molecular function (GO): transcription corepressor activity
Source: RefSeq, a predicted model, not a curated record
CCGAGAUUUGGGCGGGGGCUGCGGGGCCGAGGCCGGAAGCGAGAGAGGACAGUGCCAUGGCGGAGGCAGACUCCAAGACCGUGCAGGAACUCACCGCUGUGGUGCAGACGCUGCUGCAACAAAUGCAGGACAAAUUCCAGACCAUGUCGGACCAGAUCAUUGGCCGCAUUGACGACAUGAGCUGCCGCAUUGACGACCUGGAGAAAAACAUUGCCGAUCUCAUGACCCAGGCCGGAGUGGAGGAACUGGAAGGGGAGAACAAGGCGGCUCCGGCCAAGAAUUCAAGUGAGGAUGUUAAAUGAGGCAGUGUCCGCCGGCCCGAAGGGGCAGGACUCUUGCAAUAAUAAUCUAUGAUGGGUGCUGGAAAUGAAUGUUUUUACAAGCCUACAGGGAUUUCCAGAUGAUGGCUAGUGUGUUGAAGCAUUUUUCUACGGCUGUAGAAACCGCAUUCUUGAUGUACCUUGUCUCACUACAAUUUCUAUCCUGAUUUCUUGUGUAUUGUGAGUUUAACACAGUUUUGAAAAUUAUCGCAUUCUGGUUAUUUUAAAAAAGAAAGAGCCUGGUGGAGUUCAGCCAAAAGUACGGACGAGUGGAUUUUAGUCAUGUUGUCCUUUUACACAAGCAUGCAAAAUAACUGUGUUGUGAAUACGUAGCUGUUUUUACAAAAGUGUCACAGAACUAAAAUAGUCGAAAGCCAUGUCUCUCUUUUGACCUCCCCCAUGCUGUUUUACUCUGAAGGCCAACAACUAAUGGAUCACAAAAGUAAACACUGAUUUUUUGAAAUAUAUAUUGUUCUAUAACAGGCAUGGGCAAACUUUGGCCCUCUUUCCGGUUGUUUUGGACCAACUCCCAGAAUUCCUGGCCUCAGGCUUAAGCGACUGAGGCCAGCUUAAGUGACUGAGGGGGAAAAGGAAAGGGCCUGAGGUCAGGAAUUGUGGGAGUUGAAGUUUAAAUAUCCGGAAGGAGGGCCAAAGUUAGCCCAUGCCUGUUCUAUAGAGUCUGCUUUAUUUUAGGAUGUACGGAUUUGGGUAACAGAGACCUGAGAGGAGAGAGAAAAAGAGCAGGGCUUCCUCAAAUGGAGCCAUUGCAGGUGUCACAACCUUUAUCCGAAAUGACCUGAAAUUGCCCUUAUUUUGUGGAUGAGAGAGUGACGCUUUUGCUUUCUGAUGGUUCAGGUUUUGUUUGAUGCACAAAUUAUUUUAAAACAUUGUAUAUGACUUUCAAGCUGUGUGUAUGAAACAUAAAUGAAUUUGUUUAGACUUUGGUUCUAUCUCCAAGACAUCUCAUUAUGCAUGUGCAAAUAUUUCCAAAUCGGGGGGUGGGAAAUUUCCAGGACUCCUGAUCCCAAGCAUUUCGGAGAAAGGGCACUCCACCUGCAAUAGGACUACAGUUGUUGCUCUUCCACUUUUUCAACCUAUAUUGGGAUAGACAUACUAGGAAGGACAGCAAGUCCCAUCUGCUCUUGUGAUGGUGGGCCUACCUGAGUUUUGUCUGGUGGGAGGAGAGAGAGUGACCCAUGCCCUGCCAUUUUAUAAUUAUCACUUGUCAAGAAGGUUUGCUGUUGUUUAUCUUGGAUGCCAGUACAUAGAAAAAGAAGUGUCUGCCUUACAAGCUGUUUUUGCCACAGCUAGGAAUGCUUAGCAUAUGGUACCUACUAGGCAUGGGCAAUCCAUGGUUCUAAAUGGUUCUAAAGUACUUAACAAAACUGUGGGGUGCCGGUGCUUUGCUUCUAAAGUAUUUCUAAAGUUCUGGUGGUGAAAAUUUCAGAACUCUUAACAAGACUUUCAAAAUUUCAUUAUAAAUGGCAGUUCUUAAUUGGUUCUGUCACAAAAAUUGCCAAUAAUGAAAUUUCGAAACUUUUGUUAAGAGUUCUGAAACUUUUGUUAAGGCCACAGGGAGGAGGGAGCAAGCUUGUUUUCUGCUUCCUUGGAGACUAGGACGCGGAACAAUGGCUUCAAACUACAAGAGAGGAGAUUCCAUCUGAACACGAGGAAGAACUUCCUGACUGUGAGAGCCGUUCAGCAGUGGAACUCUCUGCCCCGGAGUGUGGUGGAGGCUCCUUCUUUGGAAGCUUUUAAACAGAGGCUGGAUGGCCAUCUGUCAGGGGUGAUUUGAAUGCAAUAUUCCUGCUUCUUGGCAGGGGGUUGGACUGGAUGGCCCAUGAGGUCUCUUCCAACUCUUUGAUUCUAUGAUUCUGAAAUGUUCAGCACCAGAACUUUAGAAACACUUUAGAACAGUGGUUCUCAACUUGUGGGUCCCCAGGUGUUUUGGCCUACAACUCCCAGAAAUCCCAGCCAGUUUACCAGCUGUUAGGAUUUCUGGGAGUUGAAGGCCAAAAUAUCUGGGGACCCACAGGUUGAGAACCACUGCUUUAGAAGCAAAGCACAAGCUUUAGAAACAAUUCAGAAGAAAAGCACCAGCGCCCCUUAGUUUUGCAAGUACUUUAGAACCAUUUAGAACCAUGGAUUGCCCAUGCCUAGUAUCUACAAAACCCCUUUGAAUGUAGUGUUGAAAUGAAUGGCCGCUGGGUACAUUGUGCCACAUUUGCUUAAGACCUCCCACUUCACCAAGUGUGUCUGCUCAGACUUAAAGAAUGGGAAUCAUGCGGACUGCCAGAGGAUAGUGGAGUGCAUUUCCCAGCAGCCCUAGCUACCUGGUGAAUGCUGGGAGCUGCUAUCCAAAAAUGUCCAGAGUGCGGCCUAUUCUGAAGCAAGGGGAUUUAGGAUUGCAGCCUAAAGGUGUCAGGAGUAGGUCAUGAUUUCAGAAGAAGAAACCAUUUACUUUUCUUCUGUAGCUUAUAAAAUGCCUUCAUCCCAUCUGAGUAGGGCAAGUGUGGACCUCUUGGUAUUGUUGAUUUGCAGCUUCUAGCAUUCCUCACCAUCGGCCUAGAGUUGAUGGGACUUGCAGUCCAGCUAUUAGAGGAGCGCACUCUCUUAAUGAGGCUGGGGAAUGAACAAGACCUAGUCCUUUGGGGUAUUCACGUAUAAAUAGCCAAGAGGUUUGUAGUUUACGCUCCUGCCCCAAAACACACUCAAGCUAACUUUGUGCCAUCCAUCACAUUUGGCGAGAUGCGUGUUGUCAUUUUUCAAGACUGUCAAAACUAGAGUUGUCAUCAUUUUGUGUUAAGAAAGCAAGAGGAGAUUCCCAGGGCAAAUAAACCUGGUACUGCCA